Molecule: messenger RNA, 1131 nt
Organism: Chanos chanos (milkfish)
Lineage: Eukaryota; Metazoa; Chordata; Actinopteri; Gonorynchiformes; Chanidae
Product: putative protein MSS51 homolog, mitochondrial
Exons: 5
Coding region: 58-1131 (357 amino acids)
Source: RefSeq, a predicted model, not a curated record
CUCUGCAGUGUCUCAGCAGGUGAGAGUAAGCCUCUCACUUUCCGUACUCAGAAAGAGAUGUUUGAGAAGAUGGAGGAGUCGUUUAAAUUCUGUGCUAAAUGUGAUGCACGUCCUGGCCAGUCAGACUCACUGAAGCGCUGUGGAAGGUGUUUGAAUGUGUACUACUGCAGUAAGGACUGUCAGAAGCAGGACUGGUCUGUCCACAGGCAGUUCUGUAAGGAGCUGUGUCAGGCAGCGCUGGACAGGCGAGUGGAAUGGCUCAUAUAUAAAGGAGACCUGCCCUUCCCCACAGAGGCGUGGACUCGUCCUGUGAAAGAGGUCCAGUGCUGGAAGGACUGGUUGGCCAUGCAAGGAGACCUCACACCGCGACUGGAGCCCAUUUUAUCGGGUCGGAACAUGACCGACCUGUGGAGUGACGCUGGCCGACCGCGGCCCGGCGACGCAGAGCUGCGCGACUCCGUGUGGAGAGUGUGCAGCGAGUUCCUCUCGCGUCCGCUCACAGUGGGACUGGGACUCUGUAAAUUUGGGCUGGACCCCUAUUCCCGCCCCCUGACCAUUCACAUCGUGGGCGCUGGUCAGAACGAGACACUGGGCGCCCGAGUCACAGACAUGGACGAACUGAGUCGCAUGUUCCCCGGGCACCAGGGGAUAGAGGUGGUGAUGGUGGGGCCGGAGGUGGUCCAGGGGCCGAUAAUGAGACCCCCACUGAGGGCCUUUGGGCCCCGAGGGAAAGUCUACAUCAGCGCAUACAAGGGUCUGUACCACCAGUUCUGGGAGGAGCUGGUGGAGAAAGGAGAAGCAGCCAGACCAGACCUGGUGGUGGGAUUUCACCCAGAGUUCGAUGCCAGUGGAGACAUGAGUGAUGGCUGGUUACCUACGCUUCUCUUACUGAGAGACUAUGAAAUUCCCACACUCUUCACUAUGCUAAAUGAUGAAGAAUUCCAGUAUUCCCUCCAGAUUCUGUUGGAGCUGGAGAUGCACAUCAAAGGCAGUGGCAAAAACCCGUUUGGGUCUCAGAAACCAGAGCAGGUCCAGCCCAGUCCCAACAAACCGCCCAGUUACUGCAAUUCUCACUACCUGUGUUUCCACGGCCUGCUGGAGCGAGAGCUGGAUGAGGAAGAGGAAGAUUAG